Toxotes jaculatrix (banded archerfish) is the source of this 2873-nucleotide messenger RNA. RefSeq names its product short coiled-coil protein B. Bases 667 to 984 code for a protein of 105 amino acids. The record is from RefSeq and is a predicted model, not a curated record. Gene Ontology annotation, cellular component: trans-Golgi network. NCBI's taxonomy places the organism in Eukaryota, Metazoa, Chordata, Actinopteri, Toxotidae. The transcript is spliced from 3 exons.
UGAGCCGAUGGUAGUAACUGGACGUACCGGACACGACUGUGGGGAUUUACACAAAGCUUUUUCCAUUUUCCGUCGACAUUCUGCAUUUGAGAGAAGCAGUAGUGGAUUUCCGCGUCGUACGGUUUGUGUCCUGACUUCACGGUACUGUUUAUUUGUUUUUUAGCCUUGUGGGGCAGUUGAAGAUGAACAGCGUAAGCCUGGUGUGUGUGUUAGCAUGCUAACGGCUCUGCAGUUAGCAGCAGCAGCAGCAGGCCGAGCUCGGGGUGUUUUUAUGCUAGCAGCUCUCUUCCUUCUCCCGCUUUAAUACAAGCUAACGAGCAAAUUGUCCUCGGUGUGGCUGCUGUCGAACUCAGCUCGUAAUAGCUUUGCUAAUGGCACAGAAUGAGAUGUAGCUAGCCUCACACAGUCACGGCGCAUCACUUGAACGAUGAUACCGUGAUGAACUCGUUUUUUUAAAUUUUGGCCAACAUGUACCGUAUUACUGGGAGUUGUUAGACAAAGUCACGGUGUACUGAGGUGGAGGCGGUUUACAGGAGUUUUGCUCAUAUUAGACAGACGCUAGUAUGUCGUGUGUUAUGUGAGCAUAUUUGCUCCGGAGGAGAGCGGUGAAGUUACGUUCAGCCAGCUGUAUCUGGUCUGCUGAACCGAGAACACGCCACAGAUUGAAUGAUAUGUUUCCUUAAUCUCUCAGUGUCUCAGAGAGUCGCAGCCCUGCAUUCCAAAAAGGAAGACGAGUAUUUCACCAUGAGCUCAGAAGAUGGUGACUUGGAGAACCAGGCUGAGCUGGAGGAGAAGACAAGGCUCAUCAACCAGGUGCUGGAGCUUCAGCACACUUUAGAAGACCUGUCUGCGCGGGUGGACGCUGUCAAAGAGGAGAACCUGAAGCUGAAGUCAGAGAACCAGGUUCUGGGUCAGUACAUUGAGAACCUCAUGUCUGCCUCCAGUGUCUUCCAGACCACUGACACCAAGAGCAAACGAAAGUAAGGAGAACCUCGAGAGCCUUGACCUAACCCCCCCACCCCCCCACCCCACAGUCCCUAACCUGAACCAAACACCUGAUCCUGAACCAGCCUGGAUGUCUGAACUGUAAUAUCAACAUCAUGGACCCUUAAAGAACUGCUAAAGCCUAAAACAUGUUUCUGUUGCUGUCUGUCAUUACCUUAAUUUGUACACAAGGCGGCAGCGUUGCAUUGAUCAAAUCAGAAUGUACGGGAAACCAACUGAAGCCUGUUUUUUUUUUUUAGUUCAGGAAAAUCAGUCAGAAAAGUCACAUCUUCACAAAGCUCCACUUAACAGCAGAUAGUCGCCACAGAAAUGUAUGAGGGCCGAUCGAUAAGUUCAUGGUCUGAGGUCAGUUUUAGAAGUCCCCCCCUUUAUUUACAGUCUUAGUCCAUCAGUCAUGGACCUCCAGAAAGUGGUCCACAGCAGACUGGACAUCAUCAUCACUGUCAAAAUGGUGACCACUGAGCUCCUUCUUCAUCAAAGACCUCCUUGGGUGAUGAGCCCUUGAGACUGAGGUCGCUGGUGACUGAAUGAAGGCUCAUGUGUCAGUUUUCUCAGACAGAGCUGAAUUUCAAUUUUCAAUUACCCGAAACAGAAAAACCACAAAAAAGUUAUUACCUUCAAAAUUUCUGCAGAAUCACUCAGAGUUGAACUGAGCGUGGGUGCAGAGAGCUGGGUAACUCCUCUCCUUCUACCUCAGGACAAAAACGUAUCAGUCGUCCCUCAAAUCUUGUCAGAAGCACACAUCAAAAGGUCCUUAGACCUUCCACCAGUUCCAAACAUGCAGCAGUGUUUUGAGUGAACAGAAGAAGUAAAUAACAGAACAGCAGCUCUUUGUCAAAGCUUCUGCACUUUAAGUACAAGCUCAUGUAUUUGAAGCACAUUGUGUAAACUGUGGUUGUUGGUUACAAAAAGGACGGGGACUCAAAAUCAGGUCAACAAGUAACGUUAGCAUGAAAAGAUGUGUUAGUAAGAUGGAUGUGAAUAUUAUAGUAGUAACACUAGUGUCAGUCACAGAGCCUGACAAACGUGUGCAGAAACAGUCAGUGACAGUGUGAGCUGUCUGACCACAGAACAAUAUACACUGUUUGCACUUGGGGGGUGGUGGUGGUUUGGGUCUGAUAACAGAUGUAACAUGUGGCCCACACGUUUGUUUGGAACUGGUGAUGUUGCUCUUCCUCACCCCCCCCCCCCGCCACCAACAACAGCACUCCAGCCUCACCUCCCUGUUCAGAUUUUACGGAGAUGAAAUGUUUACGUUAUACUUCCCCGUCCUCGGUGGAACCUUUCAGUGUUUGCGGGUGGGAAGCUGGUGAGGGAUCAUGUCUUUGUCACUGCCUUUGGUCCACUGUACAACAACAACAACAAAAAAAAAAAUCCUUUUUGUUUUUAAAGUAGUCAGUAUUGCUGCCACUCCUGUAGUUCCAGUAGGUUUUAGAAACAGUGUUUUUGUUGUUAGAAAUGGUUUUGUUGUUACUGCUUCCGAGGGUCUGAAGGCCUUUUUUGGAAACUGCUCAGUCUUUAUUUCAGCACAAUGUCACUUUUUUUUGUUGCUGCUUCUUGCAAGCUGGGAGUAAAUGACAUGACUUAAACAGUGACUGUCACUGUUUCAGUUCAUAGCCAAGACCAUGAUGUGUCCAUUCAUUUUGAACUCAAGAGUCUUGUGUAUAUAAUAAAUAUUAAACUGGCAAAGCCUCAUCUGUUCUGUCAAGAAAUCAGCAACACGUGCAUACUGAACUUUAUGCAUACAUGUUGAAGAAACACCACCUGUUACUUAUCUUAAACCCUGUUGCAUUUGUAUGUUAUUAACAUGUUUUUUUUUUUUGUUGCUGAUUUGAAAUGUUUAAUAAAGUGACAAUCCUUUUUGAUGA